Phyllopteryx taeniolatus (common seadragon) is the source of this 3882-nucleotide messenger RNA. It is a transcript of the gene lactbl1b, whose product is annotated as lactamase, beta-like 1b. The coding region runs from base 935 to 2788 and encodes 617 amino acids. The record is from RefSeq and is a predicted model, not a curated record. Lineage: Eukaryota; Metazoa; Chordata; Actinopteri; Syngnathiformes; Syngnathidae. The transcript has 9 exons.
UUCGAAUGCGUGCUACGACUGUCCGCAUGUCGAAGUGUCCUUGGGCAAGACACUGAACCCUAAUUUGCUCUCAGUGGGCCUGGCAGUGCCUCGCAUGGCAGCAGUCGCCCAUUGGUUUAUGAAUGUGUGUGUGAAUGUGAGGCUGUGUAAAGCGCUUCGGGCACUGUGACGGUGCAGAUAAAGCAUGAGAUAUGUGCAGUCCAUUUACCAUUUAUUUUUCAUAAAAUAUCAAAUAAACGACUUUUUUUUUUAAUGCAUCUCAAGAUUCAAAUUAAGAUUGCUGGUUGCAUUCCUUAACCGAAGAGCAUUGACGUCCGUAUUCUUGGGUUACUUUCGCCGCAAGUUGUCGACUUCUUACCGUAAUGCCUCGUAUGAACGAAAUUAGGGGCGGCAGGCUUGACUUCUACUUUACCAGUGGGGGCUGGCUUGACCGCAGUGAAUGGACUGGCGUACCGCGGAGGAGUUUUGCCAUAAGGAAGUGGACCAUUCUGCUGCUUCACCGCGGAGGAGGUGGCAGGCAGUGGACAGAACUGGCGGCUGGCGUGCUGGCAGGAAUGACGUGGGUCAGGAACACAGGGGAGCACUGGGAAAGAGGAGACACGAGAGUUAACAAGGAAACUUAUCAACAGACACAAGACGUGACCGUCAGGUCGUCAAUCAUUUGCUGUGCACUCACGGCCACACUGAUAGCCGGUCACCACCCUGCAGCCUCGCCCUGACUUGUGAGUUUGGGCUUCAGGACCUUUGCUGAAGCUAUUUUGGAAUAUCCACAUCUGGAAAAUCCAAACUGCCUAUCCUUUGUUUGCUCACAACUGGCCAUAAGAAUAGCAAACGGAAGCAGAGCGAAGGGACCUCAGGCAGCUGAGAGGAUUCAGAAGCGAUGCAGAAUUAGCAACAUUUCUGCUUGACAGGUCACAGCCGGUGAGUUUGAACCAUGGGCAAGGCCGGGAGUAAAGUCCUCAGGGAGGCCGCUGUGGACGGGCUGCAGGCGCAGUCAACUCCUCCCGCCGUCGUUCCUCCGCCGCCUCCUCCUCCUCCUCCUGCUGCCACCGUCCAUUUCCAAGGAGUCACAAAAACCAAGAAGAUGAAGGUGAAAUGGACUCAAGUGGGUUUGGUGUUCUUUCUCGUGCUGUCCAUGGUGAUGACGGGAUGCUUCUUCUGGCAGUAUCAGCUUCCAAAGAUGCAGCCAGAUGAAGGGCUGGCCGGCGACGCCAAAGCCGAGAUGAGGUGUCCUCGAUUCCCAGAGCCUGUUCCGCUGCAACAUCCCAUUCCUGGUCUGAAAGAGGCCCUGGAAAAGGUGGACAUUUUGCUGCGCCAGAGCCUCAAUCCAAUCAGCCUGCCAGCUCUCUCCGCCAUCGUCAUCCUGAACGACACGGUUUUAUGGACCGGCAAUUUUGGCAAGAGGAACAGCUCGGAUGCAUUCUCAGGACCCCCCAAUGAGUACACCAUCUACAGAAUCGCCAGCCUGUCCAAAAUCUUCCCCACGUUGAUGCUGUACCGGCUGUGGGAGGAUGGCAAGAUCGGCUCGCUGGACGACCCGCUGGAGAAGUACGUGGACAACUUCACUAUCAAGAAUCCCAUGGGGAGGACGCGGGAAUCGGAGCUCAAAUACGUGACGGACGGUCUGAUCUUUCUGGACAGCGGCGAGGUGCCCGUACGCUCUUCCUCAGUGACAUUGCGCAGGAUGGCCAGCCAGCUCUCUGGCCUGCCCAGGAGACUCAGGGCAACAAACCUUCUCUGGAAAGGAAAGACUCAGUCGGCAAUCAACCUUCUGCAGGACGAUGUCCUGGUCGCCGACCCGGGAACCAAAUGUCACUACAGCAACCUCGCCUUCUCGCUGCUGGCACACGUGAUGUCAGAGCGCGUGGUCAACGUGGACUACCAGCGUUGGGUCUCGGAAAACAUCCUGGACCGUCUUGGCAUGGAGGACACCGGCUUCGACAUCACGCCUGGCCUCCAGGGCCAGGUGGCCGUGGGCGUGUACUCCAACGGGAAGCCCGCCCCGCUGUACGACCUGGGCUGGUAUCGCCCGUCGGGUCAGAUGUUUUCCACAGCGGCGGACCUGGCCAAGCUGGCCAUGAUGCUGCUGGGCGCUUAUCACCGCAAGCUUCUGGAUCCCGACUCCUUGAAGAUCAUGCUCACGCCCCUGUUCAGAUGUGACAAGGACUACUUCGCCAACCGCACCGGGACCCCGUGGGAGGUGAACGAACUGCUGGGCUACGAGAUGGUGCGCAAAGAUGGCGACCUAGACGGCUACUCAGCUACCUUCUCCCUGGUGCCGCGACUCAAGCUCGGCCUGGUGGUGCUCAUGGCCGGAGGUCGGUCCCAGAAGCAGGACGUGGUGGCCAAAGCCUACCGCCACAUCGUCCCUGCUGUAGAAAAGGCCUUCAGGGAGGCCAAUAGAGUGCUCUCUGCGCCCCCGAACCCGGAAGCCUACGCGGGCUUCUUCACCUACAGCAACAUGACCUUCUACGAAAUCAAAGCCGGCUCGGACGGCGUUCUCACCAUGCAGCAGUUCGGCCCUCAAAUCGAAGAGCUGAUCCCGCAAAAGUACCGGACCAUAAAGCUCAACUACCUGGUGGAGCGCGUCUUCAGGGUGGUCUUCGAAAGGGAGUACCCCUGCGUCCUCAGGGUGGGCUCGGCCUCCGUGUCCCUGGAGGCGCAAGACGGUCAACUGUUCAACUUCUACGCGUACGACAAGCGCGGCUUGUCCCCUGGGUUCGACGCGCCGGGGCUGAACACGUACAAUGUGGUCAGGAUAUCGCGCAAGCCGUCCUUCUCCAGCUGAGUGGCGGCUAUCUAAAAGGGAGUUGUUAGCAUUCUGGCCUGGUUGACAGGGAUUGGUACAUAAUGAAGGCAAUUAUGUGGAGGAGGGCAUGAUGUUGUGAAAGUGAGUCAUUUUCUCCGCUACUCACACUGGUACCAUAGAUCAUUUGGUCUCCUGCCUGCACAGGCCGUUGAUAAUGUCCUUCACGCUUUUCAUCCGCUCUCCAUUCAACCUUUUGUGUCUUUGUCUCUUUUUUUUUUUUUUUUUUUUUUUUUUUUAUGUAUUAUUAUUAUUAGUUUAUUUUUUUUUAACCACUGCAGAAUACAUGUUUUACAGUGAACCCUCGCCCUCUGCAGGAGUUCAGGACCAAAUGGCGAAAAUCUGCGAGUAAUUGAUGCCUUUCUCCAAAAAUUGUUUAGAAUUGCCUAUGGAUAGUUGAAACACUAAAUAUACCCUAAACUACAAUCAUAAAUCUUACAACAUUAUCCUUAAACAAUAAAUGGCUUACAGAGGAUUUGAAUUUGGGAAAAUGCACUGGAAGUUCGCAACCUGUAAAAAUACCAAUUACUACUUUCCUAUUAGGCACUUUAGAAAGUGCUUGACUCAAUGAUACAUCGACAGUCUCAUUUUGAUUUAAAUACAGACAGAGUAGUGCAAAAGCUGGUGUACAGUUUUUACAGGGUGUCCCUAAAGUCACGAUGCACUUCCCUUUUUCGUUUCAGGUAUCACUGGGACAGACGUGAUGCUUUCAUCAUUUCACAACUUUGGCUUUGCAGUAUUUUGUAAGCAUUCCCAUGGCUCGCCAAUUGACAUUGGAACAAUGUCGCAAAAUGACUGCUUGACAAGAAGUUCACUGUUCUAUGACACAUUUUUACACGAUGCGCAAAUAGGUGAGUUUUUCAGCAAAUAGUUGUCGGUUAGUCAAAAUAAAGAAAUCAGUCACAAUAAAUCAGUUUAUUCGUGAAUAGGCGGGGGUUCACUGUAUUUCACAUUUUUGCACAGUUGUUGCUGAUUACAGUCCCUUUUCGUCAUUCUUAUUCUUUCCUCACUUUGAGAAAUUAUUUUGUAUUCUGAUGCGCAUUUGCCACAACAUUUAAAUAAAAGCCAAUACAAGA